AGUCCAGCUGACAGACGGACAGAGACGAUCCGCACCAACAGCACAGACAACAGGAGUUAAAGGAUUUCCCUCAGCUGGAAACACAGGAAAGGACGAGGAACACUGGACACUUUGGGGAACCUUUGAGGAUCUUAAGCUGAAUCCGUCCUCACACAUGGAUUGCACCUGAAGACGAGCGGUUUGCAUAAAGUCUGAGAUAACGGCUGACCGACGGCCAUCUUGCACACAGUGUCAAGAACUCGUCUGGACUCCCUGCUGGUCCUGUGCGCCACCGCUGCAGCGCCCCCUACUGUGUCGAAUGGAUCCUGAAGCCGGCCGGCUGCCAGUCCAGGUCCUGGGAGAGAACGAGGCGCUGCAGCAGUUCUUCAAUGGUCAGGAUGUGAGCGGUGUGUUGGACAGCUCUGUCGCUGUUGACACGAGCAUGCUGGAGCAGUAUCUUAGCAACGAUGUGGACCCCAUCAGCUUCAUGCUGCCCGAGUCUCCUCCUGAUUCGAGCUCAGAGGCCUGCUCACCUGCACAGAUUCCAGGGGACCUCCACUACAUGUCAUCCUAUUGGUCCAACCAGCCGACCACCCAGGUGGCGUUUCAACACACAAAUGCAGCGGCUGCUUCCUCCUCCUGCCGCUUUAAGGGUCGAGGGCCUUCCCCUUCCAACCCCGAUGAGCUGACUUACAAUCACCUUCGUACUUUGGGACUCACAAACACUUAUAUCAAGUCUGGGACUCCUCCUGCACCUCCUGCUCCACCUGGACCACCUGCUCCUCUGGAGCAGCAGCAGCACACACAUCCCUCACCUGAACAGCCACGCUAUCUAAGUCCAGAGAGCUACUCACAGGCUUACACCCCACCCACACCUCCUUCUCCACAUUUACAACCUUCAAACAGCUAUACCGCAUCCAGCACUGGACCAGGCCUGGCCCCAAAUCUAGCCACACCCACUUCAACACAUGUGCUGGGCUCCGCCUCCACACUACAAAGCUGCACCUUGGAGAGUAAGAAAAGAAGGCGAUCAGAGUCUGAGGAACCAUUUGCAGGAGUUGGCACCUCCUGCUGUGAAGGUGAAGGGACUCGAGGUGGUGGUGUGGGGAGCAGUGCAGGUGUUGGUGGAAUGGGUCCGGGAUCCUAUCAGCUGCUAUCUUGGGAAGAGUACAGACCAGAAGAGUGGAACACUUUGUACGACAGCAGCUACCAAACACUGUCUCCUCCUGCCUACCACGUUGAUACAGAUAAGGGCUUCAACUACUCCACAGCUGAUGAAGCCUUUGUGUGCCAAAAGAAGAACCACUUUCAGGUCACGAUUCACAUCGGUGUGGCUGCAGAGCCACAGUAUAUCAAAACGGCCAGUGGGCCACAGGAAAUCAACUGUUUCCAGAUAAAAGUUUUCGGAGUUAAGAUGGAAGCUCCAAGUCACCUUGUGACCAUUGAGCAGUCUCAACCUGACCGCAGCAAAAAACCCUUCCAUCCAGUCAGGGUCAGUCUACCUGGUGGCAAAAUAACCAGAGUUACACUUGGCCGACUGCACUUUGGCGAGACGACAGCCAACAACAUGAGAAAAAGAGGCAAACCGAACCCUGACCAGAGGUAUUUUCAGAUGGUGGUUGGCCUGUAUGCCGCAGUCAAAGAAGAGACGUUCCUCCUGACGGCUCUGGUGUCGGAGAAGAUUAUUGUCAGGGCUUCUAACCCGGGUCAGUUUGAGACAGAUGGGGACACCAUGUGGCAGCGCGGGGCAGUGCAGGAAGCUUUGGUCUGUCAGGGCCGGGUGGGCAUCAACACUGACUCCCCUGAUGAGGCGCUGGUCGUCUGCGGUAAUGCCAAAGUGAUGGGCGCCGUCAUGCAGCCAUCCGACUGUCGCGCUAAGCAGAACAUACAGCAGGUUGACUCUGAGCAGCAGCUGAGGAGAAUCAACCAGAUGAAGAUAGUUGAGUUUGAUUAUAAACCAGAGUUUGCUUCCAAAAUGGGAAUCGAUCACAUCCACCAGACAGGUGUUAUAGCUCAGGAGGUGAAAGAGCUGCUGCCGUCUGCAGUGAAGGAUGUUGGAGAUGUCACCUGUUCUGAUGGAGAGAAGAUUCAUAACUUCCUCAUGGUGGACAAGGAGCAGAUCUUCAUGGAGAAUGUGGGGGCGGUGCAGCAGCUGACAAAGGUCACUGAUGACCUGGAUACUCGUAUCAAAGAACUCGAGGUCUGGAACCGUCGACUGGCAAAGCUGAAGAGCCUGACAGGCAGCUUACGAUCCUCUGGGAGGCCUCAGAAACAUGGCAGCAUGUCAACAACAUCGAUACCUGAUGCAUGUAAGACUGAAAAAGUGCAAACGGAGGACAAAAGUCACAAAUCCAGACGGUGUCUGCAGCAUAAAGUCUUCCAGAUAAGCUUCUUCACUCUGUUGGUCACCGUGGCUUUAUGUGUCAUCUCCAUCACCGCUCUGUACCUAGUAAACUUGAAGGACGACGAUUUUGGCCUCACACCUGGAAACAGUAACAGCAGUGACGCUCCUCUGCAGACCUCAGCGUGGACCAGCACGGUCCCGCCGACCAGUUCUCCUGGCCCCUGGCCCCCUGCUGUGGACUUCUGUGACCUGCUAUACUGUGAUCAGGUGUACUGCUGCCCUUCUGCAGCAGAAAGCAGCACUGACUCAAGCAUCACCAGCUCUACGUCACCAGAAAUACCUGAUAUCUCAGAAAAAACAGAAGAUUUUUAUGGCCAGCUGAAACGUGCUGGAGACUGGACAAACACUACUAUCCAUUCUAUCAUGAUCAAAGAGAACCAGCAGGUGAUUGACAGUAAAUACUGCCUAAGAGACCAAUGUGGGCCCACUAGAUACAUCUUCAGAGUUCCUAUCAGUGAGUUUGUCCCUGUCAACAUGAGAGUCACCCUGCUCAUGAAUUCUACAGAGCUGUUGGUGGUCCAUCUGUGCCGCUUUGUUGAGUCUGCGGUCUGCUCUGCUCUGCUGGAUAUGGACAGUGAGUCUGACAGCAGAUACCCAUCAAACACACAGGGGGAACAUGAAUGGCCUCUUCAUGUGGCUCGUCUUUACCAAAGUUCAUAUUACUUCCGCUCAACAGUGGCUGGUCAAGCGGACUGCAGUACCGACCAUCACUAUGUGGGGGCGCUCUUCACAGACUACCAAUUUCACUUUUACAGACACUGCACAGACUCAUAGGAACACAUUUAAAGACAAAAAUAUGUGUUUAUGAAAUAUUUGCUUUAUUUCCACGAAGAUGACAAUCAGAAAUCCAAACAUGCUGUCAUCACAAGUUUUUAUAUUUUGUUGGUUUUUUAGGCUGCAAAUGCUUUUUUAUUGACAGGAAGGAUUGGUUAAUUUAAAAAAUAGUCCAAAAUAUUUAGUUUGACAUUCUUCUAUUUAGUAUAUUUUACUCUCAUUUUUUUGUUUUUGUUUUUAUGUGAAGUUUGAUACAGACCACAAUGACAACAGCAGAAUGUCCUAUAAUUCCCUCAUACAACAAACCAACCUUCUAAUCAAAUUUCAGUCUGUCAGUCAGGUCAGACGGGGAUUGAAUGUGACUGUAAUUCAGACAGGUUCCAGAUAAAUUUGGGGGCGCAAAACGCACAUG
Archocentrus centrarchus (flier cichlid) is the source of this 3569-nucleotide messenger RNA. It is a transcript of the gene myrfl, whose product is annotated as myelin regulatory factor like. The record is from RefSeq and is a predicted model, not a curated record. Gene Ontology annotation, biological process: protein autoprocessing; positive regulation of DNA-templated transcription. Gene Ontology annotation, cellular component: endoplasmic reticulum membrane; nucleus. The transcript has 24 exons. Lineage: Eukaryota; Metazoa; Chordata; Actinopteri; Cichliformes; Cichlidae. Bases 299 to 3157 code for a protein of 952 amino acids. Gene Ontology annotation, molecular function: sequence-specific DNA binding; DNA-binding transcription factor activity.